UCGUGUUUACUGUUUACUUCCGUUCCGACAAACGCUGUGUUAUAAUACUAGUAGUGACAGUGAUCUAGAGAUCUAUAUUCUAGAUCUAGAUAUAGAAAUAGAUCUAGACUCUAGCCUAGCAAUUAAAUUGGCUUAUAAAUUGUAGAUUUAGACAUAUUGAUAUCUACCUUUUAAAUAAGGUCGAGAGCGCUAUGGGUUGUGACGGAGGUACCAUACCAAGGAGAGAUGAACUGGUGAGAACCAAAAAGAAACCAGAACAGAAAGACAAGGAUUCUGUACUUGCUUUCAAGUGGAAGCACUGUGCCAUAAGCCAAGAGGCCCUGGUCAAGCCCGUAGUUGCUUGUGAACUGGGCAGGUUGUACAACAAAGAGACUGUUCUUGAAUUUCUCUUGGACAAGAGCAAAUUUGAGGUUGCUGCACAGUUUGACCACAUUAGGGGAUUGAAGGAUAUUAAAGAGCUGAACCUGACUGACAACCCAGAGAGACGUCCUAAUGGUGCUGAAAAGGGUGAUGCCUUCAUUGACACAAGCAAGUCUGAUUUCAUAUGUCCAGUGGUUGGUUUGGAGAUGAGUGGGAAAUACAGAUUUAGUUUCAUCUGGACGUGUGGCUGUGUCAUGUCAGAGCGAGCGCUGCGAGAGGUCAAAUCGGAGGUGUGUCAUAAGUGUGGGAAAAGUUACAAGGAAGAGGAUGUGAUCCUUCUGAAUGGAUCUGAAGAGGAAGUGACUGACCUCCGUUCAAAGAUGGAAGAACGCAGAGCUUUAGCUAAAGCAGCAAAGAAAUCCAAGAAAUCUGGAAAACACAAGCUGGCCAACAGUGAAGCCAGUGAGGCGAGCACUUCAGGUUUGGGCAAGAAACCACGCUCAGAUGCACAGUCGUCCUCUUCUUCUUCCCCCCACUCAGAGUCACCUUCUCCUCCCACUGAUGCGUCUUCAAAUGGCACAGCAGACAGGAAAUCUAAAAGUUCUGUGGGGCCGUCGAAACACUCCAUUGGAAAAGGUGCUUCCAGUAAACUUCUCACUAACGGCAAAUCAGCAGAAGAGAGGAAAUCUGGCAAGAGCAAGACUGGAGGGACCAUACAGACUGACCCAAGGGCCACAAAAACUUUCAAGUCUUUGUUCACGACUUGUGAGGCAGAGAAAUUACAGCAGAAACCUCACUGGAUCACCUACAACCCCAUGUAUUACUGAAUGUUAGAGAGACGCACACUGGUCUGGGUUACAACGUAGUGCCAUGGUUUUCUUGGCUACUUUCAGGGCAAUGUACUGUGACAUGAACAGCCCUUAACAAUUGUUUCCAGUGGGGAUGCAUGUUUUCUUGUUGUUUGAUCAGUAACUCCCUACAAAGGAAUAACUUGUGGAAAAAGGGUUAACUUUUGCAGCGCAGCUAAAUAAAGUCUUAAACUAUUCCUUAUACUUAAAGUCGUGUGCUGUACUCUGUGCUUCUCAAGUAAGAUUAAGAUUAUUGUAAGAUUUGUUUUAAGUCUUUAUUCUUGCAAAAGGAACAGUUCAUUUAUUCCUUUUUCCCUCCUGCUUCAUCAGGUGUCUCAUGAUCUUCAAAUUUUCUUUCCUAGCUUGUGGUUAGAAAAUGGGCCUCUUUCUUUACCAAAGAAAACUCAAUAAAUCUGUUUUUGAUUGAGCAGCUUUGUAUGUAUCUGAAAGCUGAAUGCCCAUACCCAAACAUCUGGCACAUUCAGUUUGCAUAUGAGAUAUCUAAAAAUUGUUGUUUCCAUGCAUAAGGUGUAGCAAAUAUUGAAAUCACCAGUGAUAUGUAUGCUUAUUAUUAGUUGAAAAAUAAAAAUUAACUUUUCAUUCUUUGAAGUGAAAGGUCACUUUCG
Aplysia californica (California sea hare) is the source of this 1834-nucleotide messenger RNA. RefSeq names its product replication termination factor 2. Bases 192 to 1187 code for a protein of 331 amino acids. NCBI's taxonomy places the organism in Eukaryota, Metazoa, Mollusca, Gastropoda, Aplysiida, Aplysiidae. The transcript has 8 exons. Gene Ontology annotation, biological process: site-specific DNA replication termination at RTS1 barrier; mitotic DNA replication termination. Gene Ontology annotation, cellular component: nucleus. The record is from RefSeq and is a predicted model, not a curated record.